Messenger RNA from Ylistrum balloti, 1037 nucleotides. Its product is annotated as eukaryotic translation initiation factor 5A-1-like. Gene Ontology annotation, biological process: positive regulation of translational termination; positive regulation of translational elongation. Bases 136 to 639 code for a protein of 167 amino acids. The transcript is spliced from 6 exons. The record is from RefSeq and is a predicted model, not a curated record. Lineage: Eukaryota; Metazoa; Mollusca; Bivalvia; Pectinida; Pectinidae. Gene Ontology annotation, molecular function: translation elongation factor activity; RNA binding; ribosome binding.
GCGAACGCAACCCAAGAACUGUACUCUGAGUAGUAUGUAUUUUUGCAUAUUUUCCACGUGUUUAACAGGCUGGUACAGCCGAUCGACUCUCUCUCUGUGGGAAUACCAAACAGGUGGAAAUUAUCAGCUGUCACCAUGAGCACCAAACAACGACAAAGGGAAUCUGGAGAUGUGGAGGAUACCGAAUUUGCAACAGCAGAAUCAGGCUUCUCCUUGACUUAUCCUCAGCAAUGUUCAGCUCUCCGGAAAAAUGGACAUGUUGUGAUAAAGGAACAUCCAUGUAAAAUAGUGGAAAUGUCUACUUCUAAAACUGGGAAACAUGGACAUGCAAAGGUACACUUGGUUGGAAUCGACAUCUUCACACAGAAGAAAUACGAGGAUAUCUGCCCAUCUACUCACAAUAUGAGUGUCCCUGUUGUGACGCGCUGUGAUCGACAGGUUGUCGAUAUAAGCACGGAUGAUGGAUACAUGUCACUGCUUGAUGGUGCUGGUGAAUUAUCACAGGUUAGAACACCACAAGGAGAUUUGGGAAAGGACAUCAAGGAGAAGUUUGAAAAGGGUGACGACCUGACUGUCACGCUGAUCAAUGCUAUGGGCGAGGUGGCAGUACAAAGCGUAAAGAGUACCAAUAACCCUUAGUAAGGCACACAUUUCCUUGAGAAGUCUACAAGUACAGUGGACAUGGAUAUCUUAAACAUCUGUCGCACGUGUCGGUGGUAAAGAAUCACAGGCCUACAAGAGGACAGCAUUCCCACACACCAACAGCACUGGGUCUGAUCCCAAGCUGAAUCGGAUGUCGGACUUACUAUAUCAGUCACGUGACUGUAUUUAACUACAAGCCAGCAAAUGAUAUCGUAAAGAUACCAUCUUUACAAAGAAUAUGAUACCGUUCUGAGUUAGUGAACAAAUUGAAAAAAUAUCAAUUGUUAUCAAGAUGUCCAGUUAUCUUGUAUUUCUCUUAACGUCAUCGUAUGGAAAUGUGAAAAUAUUUUUUAUAUACUACUUAUUCUUUCUCUGUAAUAAACUUUACAAAAUCA